AUGUCAACAUUAAGAAGUAGUACAUUUCAACUAGAACAACCUGACUUUAUUGGAGAUGAACGUCCUAUGCCAAAAACUCCAAGGACGAUGACAAGUAUUUCAAAAGGAAAGAUAGAUAUGAGUGGAAGAAAACCAUUACCGAAGGGGAAGAUGGGAAGAUCUACUGUUGCAACGAUAGCGAAGUAUCAAGACAUUGAAGUAGAAAAUCCAGAUAAAUCAUACAAUGAAGAUAAAGAAUGGAAAAAUGAAGAUACGAGUCAAUGGAUUGUAAUUAAAAAGAAUAAAAAUAUACAAAUGAAAUUAAACUUUUUAAUGGAUAGGUCAUGUAAAGUUAAACAAGAUCUUAAAUCAAAAAGAAAUGUAUUAAUGUCUGAAAUGAGAAAAGUUCCAGGUCUUAUUAUUAAUGAACUUAUUCAAUAUUACUAUGAACCACAUCAACAUGAUUUAACUACUGAUACAGAAGAUUUUGAUUUGUAUGAAAAAAUGAAAACAUUUCAAAUGGAUGAUAAACAUAGACUUCAUUAUAAAAAUGUAGUUAAUGAAUUAGUUAAUACAGAGAAAACAUAUAUCCAAGGAUUAGAUAUUAUAAUAGAUGUAUAUCUUGAUACAUUAAUUGGUUCAUCAAAAAAAUUAGCAAAAGAAUUAACUCCAAUUAAAGAUCAAAUUAGUUUAAUAUUACAUUCACAUCAAGAACUUUUAAAAGAACUUUUAGGUGCCUUAAUAAAAAAUGGGGAAUGUCCUUUAAUUGGUGAUAUUAUUGUUAAAUUCUCUCCAUCAUUAGAAGAUUGUGCAAAAUAUAUAUUUAAUUAUCCUGCAUAUUUAGAAAAGAUUACAUCAAUUAUGGAUAGUUCUGCUAUUUCUCUUACUUCUAAAAAAGCAGAAGAUUAUAAAAAUUCACAUCAAAAUUGUUAUGUACAAAAUGUUCAACAAUAUUUAAUUACUCCUAUUCAAAGAAUUCCUAGGUAUGUACUUUUAAUAUCUGAUUUAUUAAGAAAUAUCUCUAUGUUAUUUGGUGAUGCUCCAAGACUUAUUGAAGCUCAUAAGGCUAUUAAAAAAGUAGCUACAACAAUUAAUGAAAAAGGACACGAAUAUGAAGCUGAUGAAAAAUUGGCAUUUGUAAAAACAUUACUUACUAAUUUUACUCCUAAAGAAAUUAAAAGAGAAUUUAUUUGUUGUGGACCUAUGUAUGUUGUAAACGAUAGAGUUUCUUUACCGACUGUUUGGAAAUAUUUCUUUUUAUUUAGUGAUAUUCUUGUUGUUACUGAAGUUAUUCAAUUACAAGGAAAAAGUAUUAAAGAUAGAACAGAAACUUUGUUUGAAUCAUUAUUAAGAAUUCCUGAAUUAAAAGAUCUCCAUGACUCUAAAUUUGAAGUAGAACAAAUUAUUAGAUUUUAUAAUGAUACUACAGUUGAAGUAGAAGAAGAUACUAAAUUUGUUCAUAAUAUGUUUACAAUCAAAGAAAAUAAUAAUGACUUACUCUCUGAAACAAUUUCAUUGGCUUCUACAAUGAGUGAUUGUUCUAUUGCUUGGUUUACUGCAAUUAAGUCAGUUUUAAAACAUUUUAUGACAUCAGAAGAUUAA
Messenger RNA from Entamoeba dispar SAW760, 1581 nucleotides. Its product is annotated as Rho/RAC guanine nucleotide exchange factor, putative. Lineage: Eukaryota; Evosea; Mastigamoebida; Endamoebidae. Bases 1 to 1581 code for a protein of 526 amino acids. Gene Ontology annotation, molecular function: guanyl-nucleotide exchange factor activity. The transcript has a single exon. The record is from RefSeq and is a predicted model, not a curated record.